Messenger RNA from Anas platyrhynchos (mallard), 786 nucleotides. Lineage: Eukaryota; Metazoa; Chordata; Aves; Anseriformes; Anatidae. The record is from RefSeq and is a predicted model, not a curated record.
GGGCAGGGGGGUGCUGAGCAGGGAGGCAGCAGGAGGAGCAGGAGGCACCGCCCUGGCCCCAGGGCACUGGAUGAGAUCCGCUGUGAGAGCCUGACCGGCCCCUCACAGCUCGGCAGCGGUGAGGACCUCAGUACCGACAUAGUGCCCAGCCCCUGGGAGUGCACACUCACCCUGAUGGGCAUAUGGGUAUCGGGAUGACAGAAGCCUGAUCUCAUCAACAACCUGGCCACCAUCGCCGAAUCCAGCACCAAGGCCUUCAUGGAAGCCCUGCAGGCUGGUGCAGACAUCUCCAUGAUUGGGCAGUUUAGUGUGGGUUUAUACUCUGCCUACGAGAAGGUGGUUGUCUUUACCAAGCACCACAAUGAUGAGCAGUAUGCUUGGGAGUCAUCAGCUGGGGGUUCCUUCACUGUCUGGUCUGACCAUGGUGAGCCCGUUGGAUGAGGCACCAAAGUGAUCUUGUAUCUGAAGGAGGACCAGACAGAGUACUUGGAGGAGAGGUGGGUCAAAGAGGUGGUGAAGAAGCACUCCCAGCUCAUCGGCUACCUCAUUAUGCUUCAUGAAGGAGACAAAGGCAAGAAGAAAAAGACCAAGAAAAUUAAGGAGAAAUACGUUGACCAGGAGGAGCUGAACAAGACCAAGCUUCACAUGCCACAUCAAUGUGCAUUGAUGGGAGAGGGUACUGAUGAAGAUGAGGUGACUGCAGAGGAGCCCAGCACAGCUCCCCCCGAUGAAAUCCCCGCUCUCAAGGGAGAGGAAGACGGGUCCUGUGUGGAAGAGGUGGACUAA